GUCAGUACCGAAAGCGGUAACCCCGAGCUACACUCGGGCUUACCAUGCAGCGUUGCACAGGGAGUCCCUGCAGCACUUACCUUGUCCUUCGCUCCCAUGAUGUGUCCCCUGCAGCGUCCCCGGCCAUCUCCUCCGGCCGAUGCCGUCAUCUGGCUUCCGUGUUCCGGUCCCUGUGACGUCGGGAUGUACGGGCGCAGGAACCGGCGGCAAAUUUGAAAAUUUUAAAAAAUUUCAUUUUUUUAAAAUGAUUAUUUUGUCCCUACUGCUUUGUCCUGUGCCCUGCCUGCAUUUUGACUGUUCUUUCUG
Molecule: messenger RNA, 306 nt
Organism: Staurois parvus
Lineage: Eukaryota; Metazoa; Chordata; Amphibia; Anura; Ranidae
Source: the annotation of a GenBank genome assembly